AUUCUUUCGUCAAGUAAUUUUUGAACACCGUAUUUAUUGACCAUGAUAUGAGCCAAUGCACCAAUUUUUGAAAUAACAUUAAAAACCAAGUGAAGGACAAAUAUUUUGCACAGUUCUGCCAUCGCCCCGCCCAGAGUUUCUAAUGGUCCACCCCUAAUAAAGAAGAAAGAUUUUAUCAUAAAACUGUGGGAGGGCAGUAUGAUUUAAAAUGGCGGACGACGCAGCAACUCGGAGACGUGAGGCGAGGAGAAGACGGAUUUUGAUGAAUUCUGAAGGUCGAUUAAAGAAGGUGUUGGACCUCAACAAACUGAAACCAGAUGUUGAACCAGAGGCUAAAGAAGUAAUUGUGGUUGACAAGGAAAGAGAACAAUUUGUUGAUGUAGACAAUAAAAACAAUGCUGUUGUGGACAAUUCUGAUUACGCUGUGUUUAAUAGCACCACCCAACUUGAUUCAAUACUCAGCUGUGUAAGUGAACCCGAGGAGAAAUCCUUAUUCAGCAAUAUCCAAGCAACCAGCGUUGAAACUGAUGAAGAUGAAAAAGGUACUUUGGAAACAACAUUACAGAAGAGGGAAGAGUCUGAUGAGAAAGCAAAAAAAAAUUGUUGUGGUCGGAAGGCAGAAUUAGUUGCAAAUUCGGAAACAAAAGAAAAUUGCGAUGAUGAAAAUGGACAAAGCUUCUGCAAGAUGAGGUCACUUCAGAGAGAAGUGGCAGUAGUGACAUCAUAAACUGUAAUGGUGAUGUCAUCAACGAAUCUCUUCAUACUCAUUUGAGGACAGAACUUGACACUCCCAGUACGCCUCUGAUUACACCUCUACAAAAGACCAAACAAAAACCACAGAAAUCGUAUGUUAGAGAGCUAAUGGCUCUCAUAGUAGGCAUAGUUGUACGGCUCAUCCUAGCAGUCAAUGUCAUCAACAUCAAGUAUGUAUUGAUGCCAUUUUUUACUGUGGAAGCAGCUGCUCUGACUAUUCAUGUCAUGUGCCAGGACAAAUCACUCAUCCCUUCAUCUGGUUUGGUGACUAUGGCUCUGAUGCUUUGUGGAUUUCAGCAGAAAAUAUUAGAGAAGAUUUCCAUAGCAGUUUAUUACAUUUCAAACAUUUCAACAGACUUGGCAGUGUAUUUAUUUUCCUUCAUUAUGGUUCAUUCCAUGCUAGAUAUAUUGAACUAAACUAACAAGAUUAGGGCUUAUACUACAAUUAUACUCAUCAUAGACGACAAUGUAAAGCAGAGCAAUUUUACACAUAUACAAAUCAUAAUUUAAAGCGAGAGGGUUGUCACCUGUGCAUGUGCAGGAAUAGAAUCCCAAGCGAUGUUAACAACACAUGCUAAAAACGCAAAGGCUCAUGAGUAGACGCUUGUUUGUAAACAAUGACCCGCUUUAAAAUGUAUGCAUGUUGAUUUGUGUCAUCAACAUUUUAACAUGUCAUCAACCACUUCUAAGGCACG
Messenger RNA from Saccoglossus kowalevskii, 1448 nucleotides. RefSeq lists its product as uncharacterized. NCBI's taxonomy places the organism in Eukaryota, Metazoa, Hemichordata, Enteropneusta, Harrimaniidae. Gene Ontology annotation, biological process: tail-anchored membrane protein insertion into ER membrane. Gene Ontology annotation, cellular component: GET complex. The record is from RefSeq and is a predicted model, not a curated record.